Messenger RNA from Erinaceus europaeus (western European hedgehog), 9697 nucleotides. RefSeq names its product otogelin (gene OTOG). NCBI's taxonomy places the organism in Eukaryota, Metazoa, Chordata, Mammalia, Eulipotyphla, Erinaceidae. Gene Ontology annotation, biological process: L-arabinose metabolic process. The record is from RefSeq and is a predicted model, not a curated record. Gene Ontology annotation, cellular component: extracellular matrix. Gene Ontology annotation, molecular function: alpha-L-arabinofuranosidase activity; protein binding. The transcript has 56 exons. The coding region runs from base 63 to 8780 and encodes 2905 amino acids.
CCUGAGCUCUCCAGGAGAGACACUUCCGACCCUUCUGAGCUCCAGUCCCCCACUUGAGCUCCAUGGGCUCCCGGACCCUGAGUCCCCGGCCACUUGUGCUCUGCCUGCUGCUUGCUGGCCUCUGGCUACCUUGGGCGGCAGCACCCGCACCCUGGGGCAAUGCAGAGUGGCCACCUGAGCCAGCCUGGGAUUCCAGCCAUCAGGAGGAGACCCUUGCCAUGGAAGAUGCUAGAAGAGCAAUGGAAGGCCAGGAAGCGGAAGCCUUGGGCUCCUUGUCCAUGUCUUCCUGGGAAAGGCGUCUCCAUCGAGCCAAGUGUGCACCAUCUUACCUGUUUUCCUGCUUCAAUGGGGGUGAGUGUGUGCACCCAGCCUUCUGUGACUGCAGACGCUUCAAUGCCACUGGGCCACGCUGCCAGAUGGUGUACAAUGCCGGCCCUGAGCGGGACAGCAUCUGCCGGGCUUGGGGACAGCACCAUGUGGAGACAUUUGAUGGCCUCUACUACUACCUUUCUGGGAAGGGCAGCUACACGCUGGUGGGGCACCAUAAACCCGAGGAGCAGAUCUUCUCUGUGCAGGUGCACAACGACCCGCAGUGCGGCUCCUCCCCCUACACCUGCUCCAGGUCUGUCAGCCUCUUCUUCACGGGUGAGCAGGAGAUCCGACUGGCCAAGGAGGUCACCCACGGAACUGACAGGGUCCAGCUGCCACACAUGGUGGGGAACGUGCGUCUGCAGCGGCUGGCCGGCUACAUCCUUGUGCGGCACCAGUCAGCCUUCACGCUGGCCUGGGAUGGCACCUCGGCUGUCUACAUCAAGAUGGGCCCCGAGUUCCUGGGCCGGACCCACGGGCUGUGUGGGGACAACAAUGCUGACCCCCAGGACGACUUGGUGACCAGCUAUGGGAAGCUGACUGAGGAUGUGGCUGAGUUCGUGCGCAGCUGGCAGCAGCAGCCCCCCAACCAGCCUCCGGGGCCCACGACCCCCUCCUUGCCGCGCCCACCAUGCCUGCAGCAGAGUGCGGGAGCCAUGCAGGCCGUGUUUGAGAGAUGUGAGGCGCUGCUCCGCCCCCCGUUUGACACCUGCCACACCUACGUCAGCCCUCUGCCCUUUGCAGCCAGCUGUACCAGCGAUCUCUGUCAGUCAGCGGGCGAUGAAGCCACCUGGUGCCGGGCACUGGCAGAGUAUGCCCGGGCAUGUGCCCAGGCAGGGCGCCCCCUGCAGGGCUGGAGGACCCAGCUCCGGCAAUGCACCGUGCACUGCAAGGAGAAGACCUUCACUUACAAUGAGUGCAUUGCCUGCUGCCCUGCCUCCUGCCAGCCCCGGGCAUCCUGCGUGGACAGUGAGAUCACAUGUGUGGACGGCUGCUACUGCCCCACGGGGCUGAUCUUCGAGAAUGGGGCCUGUGUGGCCCCGGCUGAGUGUCCCUGUGAGUUCCACGGGGUUCUGCACCCGACCGGCUCUGUGAUAAAGGAAGACUGCAAUGCCUGCACGUGCACUGCAGGCAGGUGGGUGUGCAGCACGUCUCUCUGCCCAGCUGAGUGUUCCGUGACGGGCGACAUCCAUUUCACCACUUUUGAUGGCCGCCGGUACACGUUCCCUGCCACCUGUCAGUACAUCCUGGCCAAGAGCCGCUCCUCAGGCACCUUCACAGUGACGCUGCAGAAUGCCCCGUGUGGCCUGAACCAGGACGGAGUCUGUGUCCAGUCGGUGUCACUGAUUCUGCACCAGGACCCUCGGAGGCAGGUGACCUUGACCCAAGCUGGGGACAUCCUUCUGUUUGACCAGUACAAGGUCACCCCACCCUACACAGACGAUGCCUUUGAGAUCCGGAGGCUGUCCUCGGUGUUUGUGCGGGUGAAGACCAACGUGGGCGUGCGUGUGCUUUACGACCGGGAAGGCCUGCGGCUCUACCUGCAGGUGGACCAGCGAUGGGUGGAGGACACUGUGGGUCUCUGUGGCACCUUCAAUGGCAACACACAGGACGAUUUCCUGUCUCCCGUGGGUGUGCCCGAGAGCACCCCGCAGCUCUUCGGGAAUUCUUGGAAGACACUGUCCGCCUGCUCCCCACUGGUCUCUGGCUCCCCACUGGACCCCUGCGACGUGCACCUGCAAGCUGCCUCCUAUGCAGUGCAGUCUUGCAGCGUGCUCACGGGGGAACUGUUCGAGCCCUGCUCCGCCUACCUGAGCCCGGUGCCAUACUUCGAGCAGUGCCGCCGGGAUGCCUGUCGCUGUGGGCAGCCCUGCCUGUGCACCACGCUGGCCCAUUAUGCCCGCCUGUGCCAGCGUCACGGGCUCCCUGUGGACUUCCGUGCCCACUUGCCAGCCUGCGCACUGUCGUGUGAGGCCACCAAGGAAUACAGCCCCUGUGUGGCCCCAUGUGGACACACCUGCCAGGACCUAGCCAACCCCGAGGCCUGUGGUGUCGAUGGCGGUGGUGAUCUCAGCGGGGACGUGUGUGUGGAGGGAUGUGCCUGCCCACCGGACACCUAUCUGGACACCCAGGGUGACCGCUGUGUCCCCAGGAACCAGUGCCCCUGCCACUUCCAAGGAGUGGACUAUCCCCCGGGAGACAGUGACAUCCCGUCUCUGGGCCGUUGCCACUGCAAAGAUGGAGUCAUGAGCUGUGAUAGCAGAGCUCCAGCUGCGGCCUGUCCCGUGGGCCAGGUCUUUGUGAACUGCAGCGAUGCUCAUGCUGGCCCUGCGCUGAGCCGAGAGAGGACGUGUGAGCAGCAGCUGCUGAACCUGAGCUUGCCCGCGGGAGGGCCUUGCCUCUCAGGCUGCGCCUGUCCUCAGGGCCUGCUCAGACACGGGGACGCCUGCUUCCUGCCCUCGGAGUGUCCGUGCACUUGGAAGGGGAAGGAAUACUUCCCCGGGGACAGGGUCCUGUCUCCUUGCCAUACUUGCGUGUGCCAGCAGGGCUCCUUCCAGUGCACGCUGCACCCCUGCGCCUCGACCUGCACUGCCUACGGAGACCGGCACUACCGCACCUUCGACGGACUCCCCUUCGACUUCGUGGGGGCCUGUAAGGUCCACCUGAUCAAGAGCACGUCAGACGUCAGCUUCUCUGUGAUUGUAGAAAACAUAAACUGCUACGGCUCUGGCAUCAUCUGCAGAAAACUCAUGUCUGUCAGUGUUGGGAACUCGCUCAUCAUCUUUGAGGAUGACUCGGGAAACCCUAGUCCAGAGAGCUUCCUGGACAAGACACAGGAGGUCCACACGUGGCGAGCCGGGUUCUUCACUCUGGUGCAUUUCCCCCAUGAGCACAUCACCCUCUUGUGGGACCAGAGAACCACAGUACACAUCCAGGCCGGACCACAGUGGCAGGGACAGCUGGCGGGUCUCUGUGGGAACUUUGACCUGAAGACCAUCAAUGAGAUGAGGACCCCAGAGAACCUUGAGCUGACGAACCCCCAGGAGUUUGGCAGCAGCUGGGCUGUAGCUGAGUGCCCGGACACUCUCGACCCCCGGGACACAUGUGUCCUGAAUCCUCUCCGUGAGCCGUUUGCUAAAAAGGAGUGUAGUGUCCUGCUCAGUGAGGUGUUUGAGACCUGCCACCCUGUGGUGGAUGUGACUUGGUUUUACUCCAACUGCCUGACAGACACCUGUGGCUGUAGCCGGGGCGGUGACUGUGAGUGCUUCUGUGCCAGCGUGUCUGCCUAUGCCCACCAGUGCUGCCAGCUUGGGGUGGCCGUGGACUGGCGGACCCCACGCCUCUGCCCCUAUGACUGUGACUUCUUCAACAAAGCUCUGGGGAAAGGUCCCUACCGGCUGGCCAGUCUGGCGGCUGGUGGUGCCCUGGUGGCUGUGAAGGGCAGUGCCAUCGUCCUAAUGAGUGCAGAGGAUGUGACCCCAGGGGCCUUGGUGAACUUCCUGCUGACAGGCGCUCUGUACAAGGCCAAGGCCCAUGACCCCGAUGUGGUGUCCCUGGAGGCAGCAGGCAGACCCAACUUCUUUCUCGUCGUCACCGCCAAUGGCUCCCUGGAACUGGCCAAGUGGCGAGGCAGUGACGCCUUUCACCGCCACGCUUCUUUCUCUCUGCACCGAGGGACGUGGCAGGAGGGCCUGGUAGCUCUGGAGUCCCUGACAGAGCCCGGGUCCUUCCUCUCCGCCUCAGGGUCGGCGCUGGCCCUGAGGCAGUACCAGCACACAGAGGCGUUCCGCCGGGGAACGCUCUUCAGCCUUCUGGAUGCCAAGCCCCGGGGGGCUGGCUACCCUGCCUGUGAGUGGCGCUAUGAUGCCUGUGCCAGCCCCUGCUUCCAGACCUGCCGGGACCCACAGGCAACCAGCUGCCGGGAUGUGCCCAGGGUGGAGGGCUGUGUGCCCGCCUGCCCCUCCCCCAGGGUCCUGGAUGAAGUCACGCAGAGAUGUGUCUACCUGGAGGACUGUGUGGAGCCCAUGCUGAAGGUGCCCACGGAGGCCCCCAGACAGGAAACCCAGCCCCCUGGUCAAGAGCUGCUGACCCUCAGUGACAAGGAGCUGCGUUUUCCACAGCAAACCUCUAGAGGCCCCUCCCACAGGCCAUUGCACACCCUGACCACCCCACUCACCACCAUCCUGAACCCACCCACAGCAGCCACUAAGGGGCCAGCACUGUCCCCGGGCCCCACCCAGGCCACUGUGCAGCAGUCACUGGGGGUACCUGAAUCGAACCCCCCUGCACAACCCACAGAGACCCUGACCAGCAAGGCAGCAACUGCCAGCCUCCCGGUCACUCCCGGGGCCUCAGAGUUGACACCCCUUGCGGCAGACACCCCUCCGUCAGGGCGGGCACCUACCCCUGGCAUUGACUUGGGUGCUGUGGAGGCUGCCAGAGUGACUGUGAGCUCGGCAGAGCACCCCAACACCACCAUCUCCUCCCAGUCAUCCCUUGCACCUCACUUCCCACUCAUGACCAAAGCAGUGACAGCCACAGGGCUCCGCUCCUUGCCCGUAAGGACGACCCCCCUCCAGCCUUUCCUGAGCCAGGAGUUGCCUACAAGUUCCCCCUCCAGGUCUUCGGCUUCUCCUAGAGCGACUUCCAGGGCCUCCGCCUCCUCGGGAUCCCAUGAGGCUCUACAGACACCUGCCGUCACAAAAGUUGUGAACAGGACAGGGGUCUCCCAGCCUGUACAAACCCAGAACGUUUUCAGUCCCAGCAGCGCUCCUGUGAAGGCCAGAACUGUAACAGAACCUGCCAGCCCCUUGAUGACUAAGAUACCGGACAUGGUGCCAUCCACAGAGCAAGUCCAGCCGGGGCUCAGCCAGCCCAUGGGCCUGCCUGAGUCCCCACACCCAAGCCCAGUCCCCACAGCCUCAGCCCACACUCCCAGGCCCACUGCCACAGACAUCAGGUCUCCAGCUCCACCCCCAGGGACUCCGGCUGCCCCCGGCAUGUUCACGGCUGCUCACGGGCUGGGAGCCACACCCUCCAUGUUACCCAAGUCCACGAGGCCACCCCGGGUCCUCUCGGGCCUGCCUCCCGACACCAGCCUGCCCCUGGCCAAGGUGGCCACAUCUGCCCCGGUGGCCAUGCCUGGCACAAAGGGCUCUGUUGUCACCUCUUCCCUCCAACAGCAGGCCACAGCUCUCUCCAUGGCCACCACUCCAGUAGCUGGGACCCUCAGCCCAGCCCUGUCUCUCACCUCAGUUGCCCAGACAGACACACCCAAGCACACGGCCCCUCAGGCCACAGGCAUAGACCCAGGCCUGUUUCUGCCCACCUCUGCCGUCAUGGCCAUGACUAAGGGGGCAGCCCCCACUGUUUCUGUGGGCCCCCGAGGAAGCACCACAGAGAGGAUGACCACCCUGACAGAGCAAGAGUCUCUGCCCACUUUGAUAUACGGCUCUGCCCAGGGGGCGCCCACAGAGUUCAUGCCCGCUGUGGCCCACACUCUUGUUUCCUCUGUGACAGAGGGCCAGGGCCUCUGGGCGGGCACGGCCCCACGGGUCCCCACACCCUCCCCCACAAGCCGAGUUUCUGCCAGGACAGCCUCCCGGGAGAGCUCCCUGGUUCUGCUCCCUCAGCUGGUCACGGCCCACGGAACCUCAGCAGGCCCUCAGGCCCCAGCACAGCCUGUGGGAGAAGCCACCACCCAGCAGUCUGGGCGCUCAGCCACUGCCCAGAGCAUCUCAGGGGCUUCGGCCCUGACCACCAUGGAGACCAAUAUAUCUGCUGCUUGCGUUCCAAUUGCCGAGCAGGACUGCGUCCGCCACAUCUGCCUCGAGGGCCAGCUGAUCCGGGUGAACCAGUCUCAGCACUGCCCGCAGAGUGCAGGCCCCCCUUCCUGUGGGGUGCUGGGCCUGGCCGUGAGGGUGGGCGGGGACCACUGCUGCCCCGUCUGGGAGUGUGCAUGCCGCUGUUCAAUCUUCCCUGAUCUGAGCUUUGUGACCUUCGACGGCAGCCAUGCAGCCCUGUUCAAGGAGGCCAUCUACAUCCUCAGGCAGAGUCCGCACGAGAUGGUCACUGUCCACGUUCUCGACUGCAAGAGUGCCAACCUGGGGCACCUGAACUGGCCCCCAUUCUGUCUGGUAAUGCUGAACGCGACUCACCUGACCCAUCAGAUCACCAUCGACCGCUUUAGCCGGAAGGUGACUGUAGACUCACAGGCUGUGUGGCCCCCCGUGAGCAGGUACGGGUUCAGGAUCGAGGACACGGGCCACAUGUAUGUGAUCCACACGCCGUCACACAUCCACAUUCAGUGGCUCCACAGCUCAGGACUCAUGAUCCUGGAGGGCAGCAAAACCAGUGAGGACCAAGGUCGCGGUUUGUGUGGUAUCUGUGAUGGAGAUGUGGCCGAUGACCUGGCCCUGCAGGAUGGUUCUGUGGUGGACAAGGCCGAGGACCCUGCUCCCUUCUUGGACAGCUGGCAGGUGCCCAGCUCCCUGACCUCAGUGGGCCAGCCCCGCUUCCGCCCAGACAGCUGUGCCACAGCUGACUGCUCGCCCUGCCUCCGCAUGGUGUCCAACCGUACCUUCAGUGCCUGCCACCGCUUUGUCCCUCCGGAGUCCUUCUGUGAGCUGUGGAUUCGAGACACCAAGUACGUGCAGCAGCCCUGCGUGGCUCUGACUGUGUACGUGGCCAUGUGCCACAAGUUCCACGUGUGCAUUGAGUGGCGGCGCUCUGACUACUGCCCCUUCCUGUGCUCCAGUGACUCCACGUACCAGGCAUGUGUGGCAGCGUGUGAGCCCCCCGAGACCUGCCGGGAUGGAAUAUUGGGCCCCCUGGACCCAGAGAGGUGCCAGGUGCAGGGGGAGGGCUGUGUCUGCUCAGAGGGCACCAUCCUGCACCGGCGCCACUCGGCCCUCUGCAUCCCCAAGGAGAAGUGCGCCUGCACUGACAGCACCGGGGUGCCCCGGGCCCUGGGAGAGACCUGGAACAGCUCCCUGAGUGGCUGCUGCCAGCACCAGUGCAAAGCGCCCGACACCAUCGUGCCAGUAGACCAGGACUGCCCAGGCCCCCGCCCUGAGACCUGCCCUCGAUUUGGGGAGGUGGUCCUGCUGGUGCCCACCGAAGACCCCUGCUGCCUGGGCACCAUUUGCGUGUGUAACCAGACUCUGUGUGAGGGCCUGGCGCCCACCUGCCGUCCAGGCCACCGCCUCCUCACUCACUUCCAGGAGGACUCCUGCUGCCCCAGCUACAGCUGUGAGUGUGACCCCAGCCUGUGUGAGACAGAGCACAAGCCCAGCUGCCGCCCGGACCAGACUCUGAUUGCAGGCCAUCUAGGAGACUCCUGCUGCACUUCCUACUUCUGCACCUGUGGCGACUGCCCAGACCCGAUCCCCGAGUGUCAGGAAGGUGAGGCGCUCACAGUGGACAGGAACAGCACAGAGCUCUGCUGCCCUCUGUACCAGUGCGUGUGUGAGAGCUUCCGCUGCCCUCAAGUGGAGUGUGGCCUGGGCACAGCACUGGUGGAGGUGUGGAGCCCAGAGCGCUGCUGCCCUUACAAGUCCUGUGAGUGUGACUGCGACACAAUCCCAGUGCCCCGGUGCCAUCUGUGGGAGAAGUCCCAGCUGGACCAGGAAUUCAUGGACAGCGUGGAGAAUGUGUGCGGCUGUGCUAAGUACGAGUGUGUGAAGGCCCCCGUGUGUGUGAGCCGCGAGCUGGGGGUGAUGCAACCGGGCCAGACGGUGGUGGAGCUCUCUGCUGAUGGCGUGUGCCACACCUCCCGCUGCACCGGUGUCCUGGACCCUCUCACCAGCUUCUUCCAGAUCAGCAGCACCUCUGUGCUGUGUGACGUCCGCUGCGAGGCGAACCAGGAGUACGAGCACCCUCAGGACCUGGCAGCCUGCUGCGGCUCCUGCAGGAAUGUGUCCUGCCUCUUCACCUUCCCAAACGGCACCACCUCCCUCUUCCUGCCCGGGGCAUCCUGGAUCGCUGACUGUGCCCGCCACCACUGUAGCAGCACACCCCUCGGUGCUGUGCUGGUCCGCUCGCCCAUCAGCUGCCCUCCACUUAAUGAGACCGAGUGUGCCAAGGUUGGGGGUUUGGUGGUCCCCUCCUUAGAAGGCUGCUGCAGGACCUGUAAAGAGGAUGGGCGCUCCUGCAAGAAGGUGACCAUCCGCAUGACCAUCCGCAAGAAUGACUGCCGGACCAACACGCCUGUGAACCUGGUGUCCUGUGACGGCAGGUGCCCGUCUGCCAGCAUCUACAACUAUAACAUCAACACCUAUGCCCGCUUCUGCAAGUGUUGCCGCGAGGUGGGCCUGCAGCGGCGCUACGUGCAGCUCUUCUGUGCCACCAACGGCUCCUGGGUGCCCUACAUGGUGCAGGAACCCACCGACUGCGCCUGCCAGUGGUCCUGAGGCCCUGGGUGUGGAGCCCCGGCCCCUGCUCCCAGCUGGCCCGGUGUGCAUGUGCCCCUAGGGAGGGCAGCUGUGUGCCCUGCUGGGUGUGGUGAGACAGGCUCCAGUCUGUCUCUGGUCUGAAGGAGCCUGAGUGCCUGGGGCUGCUGUUCCUGAGAAGCUGGGUCAGAGCUGGACCCAAGACCAAGGGCUGGGCUGGCACUUGGCAGCUCAUUCUCUUCCUUGGGCCUUUGACCACAGCAGAAUCAAGGCCACAGUAAGUCAGGGAGCUGGGAAAGCAGGGAGGUGCGUCCCCUGACCCAUGCCUGCUCUAUACUCCUGAGCCCUGCCCCCCAAAGCUGACCUUCCUGGUGGUGGGCUAGCUCUUUGGAGGUUGUGGAGGGAAGAGACAACUUCGUGGGUGAGGCCCACAAUGCUCGAGGCUGGUGGACGGCCCACCUGUUCAGUGUUUCCUGCCCUCUGACUCCCUCAGGCUGCAGGGCUCCUCCUGGCUUUGCUCUGAUGUGAAAGUGAGCUGGCCUAGCCCCUCAGGCAGCUCCUGGCUCUCCACGAGGGCCCUGUUAGCACAAUCUGUGGCACCUUUCAGAGCCUUGUCUCUGCACCACAUGUCUUCCUAGUGCUGGGGCCAGGUCCUCCGCAGCCUUUCUGCAGCCCACACCCCAUGCUCCACUGCACGUAAAGGACUUGAACACAGGCAGGUCAGGCUCCCACACUGGCCGGCAUAUCGGGAGCCAGGAGGCUGUCCAAGUGCCCCUGGGAGACAGGUAGGGGCCUGGGCCUGGGCCUGGGUGAUCCUACCGUUUCUGCAGCCUCUGUUCCCGUGUCUGUACUCUGUGUAUAUAUUCAAUAAACCACAGAAAGACACCAGGCCUCUGAGCAUCUCUGAAUGGAUCGAGUUAGCCUUGGCCCUGCAGGAG